AUGUUAGAAUACCUGGAUAUCUUUUCGGAAGACAUGGUGAUGUUGGAAGACAUGGAGUUGCUGGCAGACGUGGAGAUGCUGGCAGACGUGGAGAUGCUGGCAGACGUGGAGAUGCUGGCAGACGUGGAGAUGCUGGAAGCCCUGGAGAUGCUGGAAGACCUGGAGGUGUAGGAAGACAUGAAUUUUCUGGAAGAUGUGGAUUUUCUGGAAGACGUCACUUUGUUGGAAGACGUGGGUAUGCUGGAAGCUAUAAAUUUGAUGGAAGAUUCAGCUUUGUUGGAAGACCAGGGUUUGCUGGAAGCCGUGGAUUUUCUGGAAGCCAUGGAUUUGAUGGAAGACGUGGAUAGCCUGGAAGACCUGGAACUGUUGGAAGAUAUUGAUUUCCUGGAAGCCAUGGCUUUUCUGGAAGACAUGGAUUUUCAGGAAGACCCGAAUUGUCCGGAAGAUCUUGACUGUUUGGAAGAUGUAGAUUAGCUGGAAGACCUGGAGGUGGAAGACAUGAAUUUUCUGGAAGACGUGGCUUUAUUGGAAGACUUUGAUUUGGUGGAAGUCAUAGAUUGGUUAGAAGACCUAGAUUUUUCUGGAAGAUGUGGAUUGUCUGGAAGACCUUGA
Messenger RNA from Eptesicus fuscus (big brown bat), 612 nucleotides. Its product is annotated as cerebellar degeneration related 1. The record is from RefSeq and is a predicted model, not a curated record. Lineage: Eukaryota; Metazoa; Chordata; Mammalia; Chiroptera; Vespertilionidae.